Messenger RNA from Mus musculus (house mouse), 1512 nucleotides. RefSeq names its product centromere protein W (gene Cenpw). Gene Ontology annotation, cellular component: chromosome, centromeric region; nucleus; nuclear matrix. Gene Ontology annotation, molecular function: protein heterodimerization activity; DNA binding. The record is from RefSeq and is marked validated. Gene Ontology annotation, biological process: kinetochore assembly; mitotic cell cycle. The transcript has 3 exons. The coding region runs from base 61 to 321 and encodes 86 amino acids. NCBI's taxonomy places the organism in Eukaryota, Metazoa, Chordata, Mammalia, Rodentia, Muridae.
GGGAGGCAAGUGGCGUGUCAGUCUGUGGUGAGCGGCCCUGACGUGCGACGGGCCGCGAGGAUGGCGCCCUCCACCACAGUCACUAGGCGGGUAAAGCGCAAGGCGCCCCGCGCCUUCCUCAAGCGCACCUUAAAGCAGAAGAAGCCUCACCUAGGUCUGGGGAGGUGCUGCGACCUCCUGAUCCAUUUGAAUUGCCUACUUUUUAUUCAGCGAUUGGCAGAAGAGUCCAGGACAAAUGCUUGUGAAAGUAAAUCUAGAGUUAUCAAAAAGGAUCAUGUACUGGCUGCAGGAAAGGUAAUUCUGAAGAAGAGCAGAGGUUAGGUGUCAGCAUGUGCUUAAGCAUUAUAUGAUAUGUUAAUUUAAAACACUUUUAUGUAUCAGUUUAUAUUGUGGUUUAUUAAAACAUUGAGGAAUUAUGCUUUAUUCAUUAAUGGCUUCUGAGUUUCUUUUGUGUUACUGUGUUGUUCCUUAGUGUGUCAAAAAUGAAAUCAUGCUGUAUUGAAUAGCUUGAAGAGAUGUGUACUCCUUUGACUAAAGCUUAUGUCUUUGAAUUUAGCCAGAAUUAUGCUGUGAAUUUAACUUCUAAGAAAGCAACAUACAGUAAAAUCUGGGUACAUUUUAAAGAUGUUAAUUUUGGAUGAAUUCACAAAACACUAUUUUUUUGUUACACUAGUAGUAAUAGUAAAAUUUCUCAAUUAGAAGAUUGUAAGCAUCAGCUAAAGUUUUUACAAACUUGUUUCCAUCUAUAAACCACAAACAAGAAGAUGUAAAUCAAACUGAUAUACUUUCUUCAGUCAUGAGAUUUAGUAGAUAAGGCAUUUUCCCAUGUCAAUCUUUUGGAAGCUUACUAUAUAAUAUUUAGUUUUCACUUUUGUUCUGAGAUAAUUCAGAUAGUAUAUGAAAUUACAAAGCUAAUAUAAACAUACAUUCUACAUUAAACACCCAGUUUCCUCAAUGCUUAUAUAGAAUAUAUAGUGUAAUAUAUCAAAAGCAAGACUUUGGUAAUUGAAACAGUAUAUGUGUAGCUCCAUGCUAUUUUAUCAUGUGUACUGAUUAUGCAAUUAUAGAACUACCUCAGUACCACAGAGGUCUUGUUGAUUUAUACUCAUCCAGCUACCAUGUCCUCUGCUAGUCUACUACCCUAACCAACUUUUCUCCAGCUCUAUAGUUUUGAGAAUGGAAGCAUGUCAGAAAUAAGCAUUGGAGAUGUUUUUCACUCAGUGUAAUACUCUUGUGAUCUGUCCCAGUCAUUGCAUCUCUUCACUGCUGAGUGUGGAUACACCAUAUUUUGUAUAGUUGGUUUGCCUAUUGAAGAGCAUUUUGAUUUGUCAAAUUUGGGGAUUGCUAUAAAUAAAAUUUCUAUGAAUGAUUGUAAACAGUUUUUUAAAAUCUGUGUAAGUUUUCACUUUUUUUUCUAGGAAAAAUGCCUAGAAGUUUGCUUGAUAGGUCAAAUGGCAAAUCUAUGUUUAACUUUAAAAAAAUAAAGAAAUAAAAACUACAUAGCUAAAGCAA